AUGAAACACUUUUUUGCCUCUCUGUGUCUCCUGGGAUCUUUUCUACAUGCCUUGGCUCAAUGCACUGCCCCAGCCUCUGAGUUUCAGCUGGAAGGAGAUUAUUUGAUUGGUGGACUUUUUGACAUUCAUCAUGUCGAUAACCCUGAUUAUCAUGACAGACCAAAAAUGACUGACUGCUCCAGUAAACCCUUCAUUCUGUCAAGUUAUCGAAGGUUUCAGUUGAUGAGAUUCUCUGUAGAGGAAAUCAAUAACUCUUCCUGCCUACUGCCAAAUGUAUCUCUUGGCUACGAAAUAUUUGACCACUGCUCAGAUACACAGAACUUCCCAGGAAUUUUGAAACUCAUCUCAUUCAAUGGCGUGAUCCAACCAAGGGGUGAAUCACACAAGGAUCUGUCUAAAGUAAUGGCAGUGGUCGGCACUUAUACGAGCACUAACACACUGACUGUGGCUCCACUGCUUAUGAUGAAUCUCAUUCCUAUGGUCAGUUAUGGAGCUGCUAGUUCUGUCUUUUCAAUAAAACAGAAUUUCCCCUCUUUCCUGCGAACAGUGCAUCCCAAUAAAGACGUCAUUGAAGUGAUUGUUAGGAUUCUACAGCACUUCAAGUGGCGCUGGGUUGCAUUCCUUAACAUCAAUGAUGAUUAUGGCAAUGACGGACGGGAAUUGUUCAGAAAGAUGAUUAAGGAUACUGAGAUUUGCCUGGCGUACACCAAAGGACUCAAUCAUGAGACAAAUUAUCCACUAAUAUUCAAACAGAUAGAGGCACAGGGGAUACGCAUAAUUAUAGUUUUUGCUGCUGAAUGGACUGCUGAAGCUCUCAUUGAGUCAGCAAUACAACUAAAUAUCACAGACAAGGUGUGGAUAGCCGGAGAUGCAUGGUCCCUAAACAAGAGGCUCCCCAAGACGAAAGGAAUCCAAAAUAUUGGAACUGUACUCGGAGUGUCUCAGCCAGUUGUGAAAAUACCUGGUUUCAAUGAUUUUCUCUAUGCUUCCAAAAGCCAGAAUCGCUGUGAAAAUUCAGAACAACAGAUGUUUUGUAAUCAGGUUUGCAACUGCAGUAACCUGACAGCAAAUGAUGUCAUUGGUGCAGACCCAUCUUUUAAUUUUCCUGUUUAUUCAGCUGUAUAUGCCAUCGCUCAUGCCUUACACAAUGUCUUGCGAUGUGGAUCAGGCAGAUGUGAUGGCAAUAUCACAGUGUUUCCAUACAUGGUUCUAGCCGAGCUGAAAAAGUCAAACUUUACACUUCUAAAUCGGAGUAUUGAGUUUGAUGAAAAUGGUGACCCCAAGCAUGGAUCCUAUUCUAUACUCUUCUGGAACUAUAGUGGUGAUGCAGAGGUGGUCGGUUUUUAUAAAUUUCGCCCAGCGUUACAGUUCUUCAUCAACAACAGCAAAAUUCAGUGGUACACAAAGGACAAAGUGCCUACUUCAGUGUGCUCCCAGGAAUGUCCUAUAGGACAUGCAAAAAAGUAUGAUGGAAUCCAUGAGUGCUGCUUCAAGUGUGAAAUCUGUCCAAAUGGAACUUAUGUCAACAGCUCAGAGGAUCCCUACAAAUGCUUCAAAUGUAAGGAGACAGAGUGGUCUGCAGAAGGAAGCACAUCAUGCAGUCUGCGGGUGGUGGAGUACAUCCCAUUCACAGACAGUGGAGCUAUAGUGAUCAUGGUGUUGGCCUGGGUCUUGGUGGGUCUCACAGCAGCCAUGUCUGUUCUCUUUGCCAUCAACUACAACACACCUAUUGUCAGAUCUGCUGGGGGACCAAUGUGCUUCUUAAUUUUAGGCUGCCUCAGUCUGUGUAGUAUCAGUGUCUUCUUUUACUUUGAUAAGCCAACAGCUUCCUUUUGUGUCUUAAGGUUCUUGCCAUUUCUUUUGUUCUACACUGUUUGUCUGGCAUGUUUUGUUGUGCGUUCUUUUCAAAUUGUUUGCAUUUUCAAAAUAGCUGCCAAGUUCCCCAAGCUCCACAUUUGGUGGAGGAAAUAUCAUGGACAGUGGCUGGUCAUCACUGUGGCAUUUGGCACUCAGGCGCUCUUGCUUCUUAUCGGCUAUUCUUGUGCCCCACCCAAGCCCUACAAUGAAACUGUUUGGUACCCAGACAAAAUAAUACUUAGUUGUGACAUUACUCUCAAAGCCACCUCUAGUCCUGUGGUUUUACUUUUGUCCUUGUGCUGCUUUUGCUUCAUUUUCUCCUACAUGGGAAAAGAUCUCCCAAAAAAUUAUAAUGAGGCCAAAGCAAUAACCUUCUGCCUGCUCCUGCUGAUCCUCACCUGGAUCAUCUUUGCCACUGUACAUGUACUUUACCGUGGAAAGUACAUUGAAACUUUUAACGCUUUGGCAGUACUCUCCAGUCUCUACUCCUUUCUGUUGUGGUAUUUCUUCCCAAAAUGUUACAUCAUCAUUUUUCAAUCAUACAAAAACACCCAGCAGUACUUCCAAGGUAUCAUUCAGGAUUAUACCAAAACAAUUAGCCAGUAG
Messenger RNA from Acanthopagrus latus (yellowfin seabream), 2463 nucleotides. Its product is annotated as taste receptor type 1 member 1-like. The coding region runs from base 1 to 2463 and encodes 820 amino acids. Gene Ontology annotation, cellular component: membrane. Gene Ontology annotation, biological process: G protein-coupled receptor signaling pathway. The record is from RefSeq and is a predicted model, not a curated record. NCBI's taxonomy places the organism in Eukaryota, Metazoa, Chordata, Actinopteri, Spariformes, Sparidae. Gene Ontology annotation, molecular function: G protein-coupled receptor activity. The transcript is spliced from 6 exons.